Molecule: messenger RNA, 1281 nt
Organism: Seminavis robusta
Lineage: Eukaryota; Bacillariophyta; Bacillariophyceae; Naviculales; Naviculaceae
Source: the annotation of a GenBank genome assembly
AUGGCAGAUGCCUUGGUCGAAGGCGGGUUUGCCCAGGCUGGAUAUACACAAGUGUCGAUUGAUGACUGUUGGUCCAACGGUCGUGAUCCAAACACUCGACGUCUCCGUGCCGAUCCAGAUCGUUUCCCUCACGGUAUUCCAUACCUAGUGCAGUACAUGGAGCAAAGAAACCUGACUCUGGGUAUUUAUGCAGAUAGUGGUCGCAAGACUUGUGCCAAUUUCGAGGGGACCUAUGGAUACGAAGAGCUUGAUGCAGAGACAUUUAUUCAGUGGGGAGUAUCCUACGUCAAGAUGGAUGCGUGCAACAUGCCAGAUCCAACUUUUCGAACAAGAAUGUACACCCGCUUUGGAGAUGCUCUCCAACAGGCCCAGAGAAAAACUGGAAUUGGUUUGAUCUACAGUUGCAGUUGGGCUGUUUAUUUUGGAAAGAACGAAUCCACUCGGCCGCUGACCGGACUGUACCAUGAGGCUGGCUGCAACACUUGGCGUAAUUUUCACGACAUUGGCAAUUCCUGGAAAUCACUCUACAGUAUCAUUAUGCAUUGGGCAGACUACUGGAGCGAUCUACAAAAGAAGCCAAGCGGUACUUUCAACGAUGCGGACAUGUUGCUGGUCGGGGACAUGAGCAAUGACCAUGGUGGGCUGUCCGUCGAACAAGCCAGGUUGCAAUUCGGGUUCUGGGCCAUGAUAGCAAGCCCUCUGUUCAUUGGAGCUGAUGUUCGGUCCAUGUCCCCUGUAUACCGCGACAUUUUGCUGAAUCAGCGCGUCAUUGCCAUCAAUCAAGAUGUCAGUGGCCGGCAGGCCGAUUGUGUUCUCGGAUGCAGCGGGGCUCCGGCUGAAAGUAACACAGGCAAAAUGGCAGCGAGUACCAACCUGCAAGUGUGGUUCAAAUCAGUCACAACAACCACUACUACAUCGAAUAAGGCCAGUAUGGCAAUUGCCUUCUUCAACCUCAACAAUGGCUCGACCCCGAAUAAUCAGUCUGCAACACUCAACAUUACGUAUCAAUUCAGUGCGCGCAGGAGCCAAAUUGGGGAGUGCUUUGACUUGUGGAGUGCUUCCACAGUAGACUUGUGCAACCAAGGGAGAGGGGGUUCGUCGGAAUACUGGGAGAUUCGAGUUGUCCGCGUUGACGACGAUACUGAUUUCGAUGGCAACACAAAAGAUGAUCCAAUGGUUCACGUGUCAGUGGCAGCCUUGAAUAUGCCGCCAACAUGUCACAGGCUGCUCCGCAUCGACUCUCAUUCUGAUGAUCAAAUUCAACCUCUGCUAUUCUCAUAG